AGGAGCCGCCGGCAAGGGGGCAACGAGGAAGCUCUUAAGAGCGCGGCCGGAAAGCAGUUGAGUUACAGACAUCCUGCCAAAAUGAUUUCUUCAAAGCCCAGACUUGUCGUACCCUAUGGCCUCAAGACUCUGCUCGAGGGAAUUAGCAGAGCUGUUCUCAAAACCAACCCAUCAAACAUCAACCAGUUUGCAGCAGCUUAUUUUCAAGAACUUACUAUGUAUAGAGGGAAUACUACUAUGGAUAUAAAAGAUCUGGUUAAACAAUUUCAUCAGAUUAAAGUAGAGAAAUGGUCAGAAGGAACGACACCACAGAAGAAAUUAGAAUGUUUAAAAGAACCAGGAAAAACAUCUGUAGAAUCUAAAGUACCUACCCAGAUGGAAAAAUCUACAGACACAGACGAGGACAAUGUAACCAGAACAGAAUAUAGUGACAAAACCACCCAGUUUCCAUCAGUUUAUGCUGUGCCAGGCACUGAGCAAACGGAAGCAGUUGGUGGUCUUUCUUCCAAACCAGCCACCCCUAAGACUACUACCCCACCCUCAUCACCACCUCCAACAGCUGUCUCACCAGAGUUUGCCUACGUCCCAGCUGACCCAGCUCAGCUUGCUGCUCAGAUGUUAGGUAAAGUUUCAUCUAUUCAUUCUGAUCAAUCUGAUGUGUUAAUGGUGGAUGUGGCAACCAGUAUGCCUGUUGUUAUCAAGGAGGUGCCAAGCUCAGAGGCUGCUGAAGAUGUCAUGGUGGCUGCUCCUCUUGUGUGUUCUGGAAAGGUGCUAGAAGUGCAGGUUGUGAACCAAACAUCUGUCCAUGUAGAUUUGGGUUCUCAACCUAAAGAAAAUGAGGCUGAACCAUCAACGGCUUCCUCAGUCCCCUUGCAGGAUGAACAAGAACCUCCUGCUUAUGAUCAAGCUCCUGAGGUCACUUUGCAGGCUGAUAUUGAGGUUAUGUCAACUGUUCAUAUAUCAUCUGUCUAUAACGAUGUGCCUGUGACUGAAGGAGUUGUUUAUAUCGAGCAACUGCCAGAACAAAUAGUUAUCCCUUUUACUGAUCAAGUUGCUUGUCUUAAAGAAAAUGAGCAGUCAAAAGAAAAUGAGCAGUCACCACGAGUUAGUCCCAAAUCUGUAGUAGAAAAGACCACCUCUGGCAUGUCUAAAAAAUCUGUAGAGUCUGUAAAACUUGCACAGUUGGAGGAGAAUGCAAAAUAUUCCUCAGUAUAUAUGGAGGCAGAAGCAACAGCUCUGCUCUCUGACACAUCUUUGAAAGGUCAGCCUGAGGUACCUGCACAACUCCUGGAUGCAGAAGGUGCUAUCAAAAUAGGCUCUGAAAAAUCUCUGCACCUUGAAGUGGAGAUCACUUCAAUAGUCUCUGACAAUACUGGGCAGGAGGAGUCUGGGGAAAACUCUGUACCCCAGGAGAUGGAAGGCAAACCUGUGCUCUCUGGGGAAGCUGCAGAAGCAGUGCACUCAGGUACAUCUGUAAAGUCAUCUAGUGGCCCCUUCCCUCCUGCUCCAGAAGGCCUUACUGCACCAGAAAUUGAACCAGAAGGGGAAUCAACAGCUGAAUAAGGUUUGAUGAAGCCAGCAAUGGCAACAAGUGAACGAGGACAACCACCACCAUGUUCUAACAUGUGGACCCUUUAUUGUCUAACUGAUAAGAAUCAACAAGGUCACCCAUCACCGCCACCUGCACCUGGGCCUUUUCCCCAAGCAACCCUCUAUUUACCUAAUCCUAAGGAUCCACAGUUUCAGCAGCAUCCACCAAAAGUCACUUUUCCAACUUAUGUGAUGGGCGACACCAAGAAGACCAGUGCCCCACCUUUUAUCUUAGUAGGCUCAAAUGUUCAGGAAGCACAGGGAUGGAAACCUCUUCCUGGACAUGCUGUCGUUUCACAGUCAGAUGUCUUGAGAUAUGUUGCAAUGCAAGUGCCCAUUGCUGUUCCUGCAGAUGAGAAAUACCAGAAACAUACCCUAAGUCCCCAGAAUGCUAAUCCUCCAAGUGGACAAGAUGUCCCCAGGCCAAAAAGCCCUGUUUUCCUUUCUGUUGCUUUCCCAGUAGAAGAUGUAGCUAAAAAAAGUUCAGGAUCUGGUGACAAAUGUGCUCCCUUUGGAAGUUACGGUAUUGCUGGGGAGGUAACCGUGACUACUGCUCACAAACGUCGCAAAGCAGAAACUGAAAACUGAUCCAGAAAUGACGCUGUCUGGGUCAACAUUUCAGGGAGGAGUCUGCCACCAGUGUAAUGUAUCAAUAAACUUCAUGCAAGCAUA
This is a messenger RNA of Homo sapiens (human), 2262 nucleotides long. RefSeq names its product calcium binding tyrosine phosphorylation regulated (gene CABYR). The coding region runs from base 82 to 1563 and encodes 493 amino acids. The record is from RefSeq and is marked reviewed. The transcript has 6 exons. Gene Ontology annotation, biological process: sperm capacitation. Gene Ontology annotation, molecular function: calcium ion binding; protein domain specific binding. Lineage: Eukaryota; Metazoa; Chordata; Mammalia; Primates; Hominidae. Gene Ontology annotation, cellular component: cytoplasm; motile cilium; sperm principal piece.